This is a messenger RNA of Pestalotiopsis fici W106-1, 1005 nucleotides long. RefSeq lists its product as uncharacterized. Gene Ontology annotation, molecular function: catalytic activity. The record is from RefSeq and is a predicted model, not a curated record. Bases 1 to 1005 code for a protein of 334 amino acids. Lineage: Eukaryota; Fungi; Ascomycota; Sordariomycetes; Amphisphaeriales; Sporocadaceae. The transcript has a single exon.
AUGGAAUUUUCGCUACCUCCACGACAAGAGCUUCUCACCUCACGGGGCUACCGUUAUUCGUAUGUGCAUAUCCCGAGCUCAAUAAUCGCCAAACCUACUCUGCUAUUAAUUCACGGCUGGCCAUCUCAUAUCGACGACUGGGUCUUCCAGAUACGUUAUUUCACUGCUAGAGGUCAUGGCAUCAUUGUUCCAGAUAUGCUUGGCUACGGCGAUAGCAGCGCACCAUCGGAUGCCAGCGCAUACCGUCUUAGUCUGAUUGCCCGUGACCUGGGUGAGCUUCUUGACCAAGAGCAGUUGCAGAGGGUGGUGGGUGUUGGUCACGACUGGGGUGCGACGAUCCUCUCCCGCUUUGCCAUGUAUAACCCUGAACGUCUGUCGGCUCUGGCUUUCUUGGGGAUCGGGGCUUCCAGGCCGGGAACCAUGUUCGACCUUGAUGCUAUCAACGAAAUGACCAAGAAGGCGACGGGAUCUGAGAUGCUGGGAUAUGUCGCGUACAUCAGCCGCAACCCCGACUCUCAUUGCGCUAUGGAGCGUAACUCCGAGUCCGUCAUGAGUGUCCUCUUUGCCGCGGAUCCAGAGUGCUGGAACCGUCACCUACGCCCCUUUCAUGGGUUCAAGUCGCUUGUCCAAGACGGUGGCGGCCAGGUCAUGGGGGAUUGGUUUCCGCGGGAACUGCGCGAGAGGCACCUGAGUGUUUUUGGGAGAAAGGACGGCUAUCUGGGCGCUUCCCAGUACUACAAGAUGCUCGAUCAGAAUCUGUCAGUACCCGAUGAAGAGCACUUGGUGGACUUUACGAUUGAACAACCCGUGUUGCUUGUAAUACCAAGAGAGCCCGCUGAAUCAAGCCAGAUGCAGUCCCAGAUGCUCUUUGCUUGGGUUUCAGAAAUGAAUGUAGUACAGGUUGACUCUGGUCAUUGGGUGCACAUGGAGAAAAGCGCAGAGACAAAUAUUGCGUUGGAAGAGUUCUUGGUAAAACAUACCGAAAGACAGAGAGCUAGCUUCUAG